GGGAGGGGUGGGGCGGAGCCGGCGUGGCGGUGCUAGUGAGUCUCCCAAGGUGACUGGAGUUGGGCUGGGGUGGCUUCGUGGUGCCCCUGUACAUUUUCUCUUGUGGCAUCGUAGCUAAAACAUCACUGUCAUCAUGAUUCUGCGUCAGAUCCUGCGACUUUCUUCCAUUUUUCGCACUGCUGUUUCCAUCCACUUGCGUAGAAACAUAGGGCUUUCUGCUGUUGUCUUUAAUAAGACAAAAGAGCUUGAUCCAGUUCAGAAGCUCUUUUUGGACAAGAUCAGAGAGUACAACACAAAGAGCAAGCAAGCUGGAGGUCCUGUUGAUGCAGGCCCUGAAUUUCAGAAAGACAUGAAUGAAUCUCUUGCUAGACUUCAGCGGGCAUAUGGUGAGGGAGAUCUAACCAAGUUUCCAGAAUUCAAAUUUGAGGAGCCCAACUUUGAGGAGACUCCCAAGUGAUACCUUCAAGUUGUGUACCCAAAAGCAGUGUAUAUCAAUGGAGUUGCUGAACGUGGCACCAGUUGUAACUUAAUAAAUGCAGUUUGUUUGACUCCAGAGGCAUAAGUCUCUAUGUGUAUGGUGAGCAUAGUCAGCUAUGAUCAUCAACCCUUUAAACGACUGAGGUAUCUGACUAGUGUUUCACACUGCUAACUGCACAACUCCCAUCUCCAAGCUACAUUUUAGUACAGAGAAGUUAACACACUUCAUAAUGAUACACCAACAAGGAACAACUUGUGUUUUCUGAGUUUGUCACAUCAAAAAAGCUUCUGCAGAAA
Molecule: messenger RNA, 774 nt
Organism: Dryobates pubescens (Downy woodpecker)
Lineage: Eukaryota; Metazoa; Chordata; Aves; Piciformes; Picidae
Gene: ATP5PF
Product: ATP synthase peripheral stalk subunit F6
Exons: 4
Coding region: 134-457 (107 amino acids)
Biological process (GO): proton motive force-driven ATP synthesis
Molecular function (GO): proton transmembrane transporter activity
Source: RefSeq, a predicted model, not a curated record